CAGCCAGCUCAGCAAUGAACACAGAAAAGGCAGAAUCAGAAAAAUAUACACAUCAAAGUUUGAAUUUCCCUUCUACAACUCAUCUGACUAGCACAUCACAGAUCUGGUAAAAAGAAAAAAGUGAAGAAAAACAAAACUAACUUCAGUGAAAAAAUGAGGAGUUUGGAAUCCUUCUUUUUGGACAGAAACUGAGUUUUAGCGAUGUGUCAAAACAUUGGUCCGUGCUAACCCACAACAUGCUGCAUGUAUAAAAACAUGUCAUCUUAUUUUUUGACUGGUUUCCUGUUAUAGCCAGGAGAAUGAAAUGGGCCGUGAUCUCUGUGAAUUUCUCCCUAUUAAUAUAUAUGUUCAUGCCAAUAAAUUCCAAAGAUGAGUCUGUAGGAAAAAAAAUUCCCAAUCGGCUCACAAAAAUCCUAUCAGAUGCCUCCCACCUGGACACUCUACUUGAUUUAUCCCAAAAAAACAUUUGUUGCCUUCAUGUUGAUGAUUUUAGAUUAUUUACAAAGCUAAGUAUUUUGAAUCUUAGCCAUAAUCAAAUUGAAGAAUUUGAGUUUGAAGUGUUCCAAUUUAAUACUGCUCUAGAACAGUUGGACUUGUCAUACAAUAAGUUGACGAUAAUGAGAUGCACUUCUUUACAUUUGAUCAAAAACUUAAAAACAUUAAAUUUGUCCUAUAAUAACUUUGCAACUAUGUAUAUUUGCAAGGAAAUUUCCCUUCUGUCAAAGUUAGAAUACCUUGGGUUAAGCGCUGCCCAGAUACAGAAACUGGACUUCAUUAAUAUAGCACACAGAGAGCUCCGAUAUGUUUUUUUAGGGAUUGAAAACCUACAGGAAUAUGAAGUUGGAAGUCUCCAGUUGCUUAAUACCAGUAAACUUCAUAUUACUUUACCAAUAUAUUUGCAAAGUCCAUUUCUUCUGCAUGACGCAUUGAAUACUUCCACAACUUUGGAGAUUUCUCAGAUUACGUGUGACGCGUAUUUUUGUGAUUACCCCACAUCAGCCUUAUCCAAGAUCAACAAACAUUCGAAGGUAUCAACUCUAAUUCUGAGCAAUAUAACUAUGCCAUGGAAUGGAAUGAGUACUGUUCUCCAGGCAGUUUGGAGAUCCUCAGUUCAACAUUUGUACAUUUAUACAUAUACCCUUGUACAUGAGUUUGUAUACAAACAGAAAGACUUUUCCAAUGGUUCCCUCAAAUCUCUAGUAAUAGAUCACGUUAUCCAGAAGGUAUUUUUUUUCACACCUCCUCACCCAUUAAAUAUAUUUUCAGAAAUGCUUGUUGAAAAUUUCACCUUUUCCAAUGCUGACAUAACACACCUGUUCUGUCCACCUUGGCCAAGCAUUUUUCGAACCCUAAAUUUGUCAAAGAACAGAAUCACACAUGAGAUUUUUAAAGAAUGUGACAACUUAACUGCUCUGGAACUUCUAAAUCUACAAAGUAACAGAUUACAAAAAAUAUCAAAAGUUAUUUCUAUGACAUCUACAAUGAAAUCUCUAAAACAUCUAGACCUCAGUCAAAAUAUCAUAGAUUAUGAUCAAAUUGAGAAAUGCAAUUGGACAGAAAGUCUUGUUUUUCUAAACUUGUCUGAAAACAGAAUUACUACUGAGGUUUUUGCCUGUUUACCGAUUAAUGUUCAGAUACUCGAUCUUUCUAUGAACCAGAUUACAAGUGUCUCCAAAGGACUUGAACAACUAACAUUUUUGAGGGAACUAAAUCUGGCUUCAAACCACCUUAAAGAUAUCCCUGAUUGCCACCUUAUGAGUCGUAAUCUUAGAGUUUUGAAUGUUGAUGACAAUGGUAUUUACUCUCCAUCUGUUGCAUUUUACCAAAGCUGCCAAUAUAUCGAAAUAUUAAGUGCUGGACGCAAUCCAUUUCAAUGUAAUUGUGAGUUAAGGGAGUUUACGCAUAUUGAGAAGAUGACACCAGGAAAACUUUCUGGAUGGCCUGAUUCCUACAGCUGUAAAUAUCCAGAAGACUUUAAAGGUGUUCUCCUGAAGGACUUCUAUGUUUCUGAAAUAUCAUGCAACAUAUACAUAUUAUUAGGUAUUGUGUUGGGUAUCCUUUUGGUAGUGCUGGUUAUUAUCAUCUUUUCUUGUAAGUAUUUCGACUUACCUUGGUAUAUCCGUAUGCUGUUUCUGUGGAUUCGAACAAAGCACAGAGUGAAGAACAUCAACAAGCAAGAACUUGGAAAAAGCAAACGGUUCCACGCCUUUAUAUCUUACAGCGAAGAAGAUUCAGAAUGGGUAAAAAAUGUUUUAAUACCUAACCUUGAAAAAAGUGAUGGCUCUAUAAAGCUUUGUCACCACGAAAAGCAUUUCAUUCCAGGCAAAACUAUAGUUAAAAAUAUUAUACUUUGUGUUGAACAAAGUUUCAAAUCGAUCUUUGUUUUGUCGCCCAAUUUUAUUCAAAGUAAAUGGUGUCACUAUGAACUACACUUUGCCCAACAUGCACUAUUCGGGAAGAAUUUUUACAAUUUGAUUCUAAUUCUGUUGAAUCCUAUACCACAGUAUUUGAUUCCCAAUAAAUACACGAGAUUAAAAGCAAUAAUGAAACAGAGGACAUACUUGGAGUGGCCAAAGGAAAGGGGCAAACAUGCACUUUUUUGGGCUAAUCUUAGGGAAGCUAUUGGUGUAAAUCUUACAUCAGAUGAAGAGGAAGAUAUUGACUGGGAUUUCAAGGGGGCCGUUACACCUGUGUGAUUAUCCUCUCAACAGACAUCAUUGCCACAUACACCACUUGGCACAAACUUUAUUUUGUACUACAACCCUGCUGUAUUAUUUUUAUUCACAUCAUUUCCUGUUCUUCUUUGGUUUACAAUUUGUU
Molecule: messenger RNA, 2820 nt
Organism: Pelobates fuscus (common spadefoot toad)
Lineage: Eukaryota; Metazoa; Chordata; Amphibia; Anura; Pelobatidae
Product: toll-like receptor 1
Exons: 2
Coding region: 300-2696 (798 amino acids)
Biological process (GO): cellular response to bacterial lipopeptide; inflammatory response; toll-like receptor signaling pathway
Cellular component (GO): plasma membrane
Molecular function (GO): Toll-like receptor 2 binding; transmembrane signaling receptor activity; lipopeptide binding
Source: RefSeq, a predicted model, not a curated record